Molecule: messenger RNA, 771 nt
Organism: Parnassius apollo (apollo)
Lineage: Eukaryota; Metazoa; Arthropoda; Insecta; Lepidoptera; Papilionidae
Source: the annotation of a GenBank genome assembly
AUGACAUCAAAUCCUAAUUGGCCAGAAAUAAAAAAGGCAUUGCAAAUACAUUUAGAAGAUAAAACAAUCUCGCAACAGCUUCCACAAGAUCAUCCUGAUAUCGUGGCUCGAGUCGCUAAGUUAAAAUUUGACCAAAUAUUAGAAGAUUUAGAUAAAAAGCAAGUCUUUGGAAAGGUAUCGGCUUUUGUAUACGCCACAGAAUUUCAGAAACGUGGAUUACCACACAUGCACCUGCUUAUAAUUAUGAAACCCGGUGACAAGAUUCAUCAAGCAGAAGAGCUCGAUGACUUGAUGUCAUCCGAAAUACCCCAAAAUGAUGACUUAGAGUUAAGAGAAUUAGUUCUCAAAUGGAUGAUUCACAACCCAUGUGAAAGGUCAUAUGAUUUAGAUGUUUCACGAGAUCGUGCGUCACAACGUGUGGCCACUGAAAACGACGAGCAACGGGAACGACGUCUAAAAGAUUUGCGGCAGCGUGCGGCACAACGUGUUGCUACUGAAAAUGACGAACAACGAGAGCUACGCCUACAAGAUUUGCGGCAACGUGCGGCACAACGUGUAGUUACUGAAAAUGAUGAAAAACGAGAGCGACGUUUGCAAGAUUUGCGGCAGCGUGCGGCACAACGUAUAGCUACUGAAAAUGAAGAACAACGAGAAUACCGAUUAGAAGAGCAAAGACGUCGAGACAGAAGACGUCGUAGGGCUUUAGAACUUAAUAUUUUUUACCGACAUAUAAAUGUGCCAUUACUGCAGCUGUGCAAUAUCAGCCCUUAG